This is a messenger RNA of Blepharisma stoltei, 1676 nucleotides long. Lineage: Eukaryota; Ciliophora; Heterotrichea; Heterotrichida; Blepharismidae. The record is from the annotation of a GenBank genome assembly.
AUGUCAAACAUAAGGUAUCCAUUAGAUAGCGUUGAAUUUCAAGUUUCUACUUGGAAUCGAGAUUCCCAUGGUCUCUUUGACUACGAAACUAAAAAUUUAGUAAAAAAAAGCUUCAAAGCCACCGGCCCCUGCUGAAUAAUUCGCACACAAGACCAAAUUACUGCAGAUAAUAUAGAAGGUGAGCCCAAAUUACCUGAAGAAAAUUCCAAGGUCCUGGCCAUGCUCACACAAACGGGCUCAAAUUUUGUACUAAAUCGCCCCUACCAAAACCACAAAGAAACAAACCAAACUUUCGAAAAAAUGUGACUCGUGGUCAGCGGAAUUAAAGGUUACAAAGGUCAAAAGGGCUAUAAGCUAUCAGAAGGCGAUAUAAUUCGCAUCGGAAGAGUUGUAUUAAGAAUCAACGAAAUAAAUGGCUCCAAAGAAACCAGUGAAAACACCCAGUCAGAGCUCAGAUGUCCUCAAAUCUGCAAUGGAGGUCUAGGCAGCCGCAAAAGAACUGUCCUUACUGAAGAGCCUUUAAAUGUCGACGUCGCGUCUGAAGGCAGCAGCCAGUGUUUAAACAGUCUAAACGAAAAGGCACAGUGCAGAAUUUGCCUUAUGGAAACUGCCUCAGAAGAAGACCCUCUUAUAACCCCUUGUAAAUGCUCAGGAACAAUGGCACAAAUUCAUUUAAACUGUCUACGUCACUGAUUAACCAGCAAAGUGACGACCAGAGAAAUCAACAAUUCCAAGUCGUAUUCUUGGAAAACACUCGAAUGUGAGCUCUGCAAGAUGAAAUACCCAGAUAAACUGAUCGUAAAAGGAGUGACCCAUGACCUUUUAGGGUUCGAAAAACCUCAGUCUAACUAUAUUGUGCUGGAAAAUCUGAAUAAAGAUAGGAGCAAUUUAAGGACUAUACAUGUGAUAGCGAUGACUAAUAAAAAUAAUAUUCGUCUAGGCAGAGGACAUGAUGCUGAUAUCAGGAUAACUGAUAUUUAAGGGUUAUAAUAAUAAAAUGGCUUAGGGGAAGAGGUAAUUUGGUCCACCAAUUCCUUUUAACUCAUCAACUUUUAUUAGGUUUCUACACAUGGAUUUCUGCACAAGAGGAGAAAUGACGAGAAAUUUUAUAUUUCACCAGUAUUAUGCAGCGUGUUUAAUCUCUUUCCACUGCUGAUAUCAAAGCAGGACCCUUAGGCCGAAUAGGCGUAGGAGGAGGCAAUGUGCCAAGCAGCUAUUUUUUUCCCAUAUUUCUGUAUCCCAAAUGGUUUCACAGGGAUUAGGAGGAGCGAGCCGGACUGCGAAUGAGAGUUUGAGAGUAGCUAUAAGACGUAGAAAAAAAAAACUCUUGCGAUGCUGCACAACUAGAGGCCAAAAGUGAGUUAAAUUAUGAUAUUUCAGUGUCAAGAAACCAUGCUACUAUAAGGCUUAUUAAGAACAAUUUGGUGUUAGAAGAUAAUGAAAGCAAGUUUGGGACGCUGGUACAGAUAAAAAAACCGAUAUUUUUAGAUAUUGGAUCAAGCUUGAUGGUUCAGUGUGGGAGAAGCGUGAUGGCAAUUUCUGUCAAAAAAAGCUGAAGCUUGUUUUCAUGCUUUGGGUCGUGCAGCAAAGCGGAGGAAGCGGAAAUUCCUGAAAUCGAGCAUGAAGUGAGGGAAAAUACGGAUGAGUCUGAUCCUAGCGACUCUUCUCCACAGUAA